Vicia villosa (hairy vetch) is the source of this 1569-nucleotide messenger RNA. RefSeq lists its product as uncharacterized. The coding region runs from base 1 to 1569 and encodes 522 amino acids. Gene Ontology annotation, molecular function: nucleic acid binding; zinc ion binding. Lineage: Eukaryota; Viridiplantae; Streptophyta; Magnoliopsida; Fabales; Fabaceae. The transcript has 3 exons. The record is from RefSeq and is a predicted model, not a curated record.
AUGGCUGGUAGAAACGAUGUCGUGAUUGCUGCUACUUUGGAGGCUAUGGCUCAGGUUUUGGAAAAUCAACCAAAUGCCAAUGAGAAUGCUGGAUCUCGUAGUUUGGCGAUGAUCCAGAGGGAGAAUCCACCGGUUUUCAAAGGAAAGCAUGACCCUGAUGGCGCAUUGGAAUGGUUGAAGGAGAUUGAGAGGAUUUUCCGUGUGAUGGAUUGCACUCCAGCGCAGAAGGUUCGUUAUGGUACUCACAUGCUAGCAGUCGAAGCUGAUGACUGGUGGCUAGAGACUCGCCAGAUAUUAGAGGUGGUAGGUGAAGAGAUCACUUGGGAUGUGUUCCACAGAGAAUUCCUGAGAAAAUAUUAUCCUGAAGAUGUUCGGGGUAAGAAAGAGAUUGAGUUUCUUGAACUCAAACAGGGGAAUAUGUCAGUGACUGAAUAUGCUGCAAAGUUCACUGAGUUGGCUAAGUUCUACCCGUAUUAUGAUGGAGCAGGUGCUGAGUUUUCGAAGUGCAUCAAGUUUGAGAACGGAUUGCGCUCUGAGAUCAAGAAAGCAGUUGGGUAUCAGAAGAUUCGUAUCUUCCCUAAUUUGGUUGAUAGUUGCAGGAUCUUUGAAGAAGAUAGCAAUGCUCAUUUCAAGGUUGUUACUGACAGGAAAGGUAAGAAUCAGCAGAACCGUGGAAAACCAUAUGAUGCUCCAACUGGUAAGGGUAAACAGAGAGUUACUCAGGGCCAGAGAUCUAGUGGGGGAGGUGCUCCUCCUAAUGUGACUUGUUUCAUUUGCGGGAAACCUGGCCAUAAGAGUAGUGUGUGCAACACUGAGGUGAAGAAAUGUUUUCGCUGUCGUAAGAUGGGACAUGCUAUGUCAGAUUGUAAGCAUAAGGAAAUGGUUUAUUUUAACUGCGGUGAAGAAGGACACAUUAGAAAUCAGUGUUCGAAACCAAGGAAGGCACAAGCUGGUGGAAGAGUGUUUGCUUUGGCUGGAACUCAGAUACCAAAUGAGGACAGACUUAUCAGAGUUGAGGUUCUAGCUAAAGGAUCGGUGACUACUUCUCUAGUAUGUUUGAAGUGUCCUUUGUCGAUCUUCGAUAGGAACUUCGCUGUUGAUUUAGUUUGUUUGCCGUUAAGUGGGUUGGAUGUAAUUUUUGGGAUGAACUGGUUAGAGUAUAACUAUGUUCAUAUUAAUUGUUAUAAUAAGACUGUGAGGUUUUCAACUGCUGAAGAGGAAGAAGCUGGUUUGGUGUCACCAAAACAAUUACGACAGUUACUGAAGGAAAAAGCUGAGAUAUUCUCAUUGAUGGCAAUAAUGUCAAUUGAGAAUCAAGCUAUAAUUGAUGAGUUGCAGGUGGUGCGUGAGUUUCCUGAAGUUUUCCCUGAUGAGAUUCCUGAUGUACCGCCAGAAAGAGAGGUUGAAUUUGCAAUUGAUCUUCCCAGUCAGACAGAAAUAAAAGAAGGAGAAUGCGUUAGGAGAAGGGUUGGACAGUUUUGGGUGCGAAAAUACAUGGGAGAAGGUGGAAAACUCAUAUUGGAUGCAAAGAUUGAAGGUUUCUAUGAGCUUUUGCCAUUGAAGAUCUGA